AUGGACGAUAUCGACUUGUGUUGUUUUGACGACGACGACUGCGAAUCAUGUGAAUGUUGUCUUUGUUGUAUGUCUUUGCCGGUCAAGGUGUGGUGUAUCCUUUUCAUUUUGCUCUGUUUAGUUGCCAUAGCUGUCGGGAUUUGGGCUCUUAUCACACAAGAAGACUACCUCGGCAUUGAAGAACUUGAAGAGCUCAAAGAUUCAUCUGAACUUUGGGGUGAUCUAAUCUUUCAUCGCCUUGAUGUGGUGGAUUCACCUAGUGUUGCCUUGCUUGCUGAAUUCGUCAAGGCUCAGUUUGGAAGGCUUGAUAUCUUGGACACUGUCAAGAGAAGUUGGGGAAAGCAAAUUAAGGGGACUAAGAUGAUUCAGGUGACUUGUAGACUGAAGCAACUGAAAGCUCAACUGAAAGAGCUAAAUCGCAUUCAGUUUGAUGAUAUAGUUGAAACAGCAAACAGGGAUCAGAGAUUGCUACAGGGACUGCAAGAGGAGUUAGCAAAUGAUCCAUGCAUGGAAUUACCUCCAGGGAAGCUGAAUCCCAUUAGGAUGCAUAUUCCUGAACCGUCUCUACAAGGCCAAGGCCGAUUUGCUAUUGUGACCGGUUCAAACAAAGGCUUAGGAUUUGAGAUUGUCAGGCAAUUAGCUUCUCUUGGAAUCACAGUGGUGUUAACUGCGAGAGAUGAAAAGAGGGGUCUUGAUGCACUUCACGAGCUCAAAGAAUCUGGUGGGCUUUCCGGUGAUGUGAUCUUCCAUCAGCUGGAUGUGGCUGAUUCAUCAAGUGUUGCUUCACUUGCUGAAUUUGUCACAACUGAGUUUGGAAGGCUUGAUAUCUUGGUGAACAAUGCGGCAAUACUUGGAGUCUAUUCAGAUGGUGCAGAUAGUUUAACAGCUGCAGUGAGAGCUGGUGAUGAAGGGGUUGAAGGAUCUAAAGAUUGUGGUAAUGAGUUAGUGACUCAAACAUAUGACUUGGCAUUGAACUGCUUACAAACAAACUACUAUGGAGCUAAAAGAAUGAUUGAAUCCUUUCUCCCACUUCUCCAGUCAUCUCAAUCCCCACGAAUUGUAAAUGUUUCUGCUGAAAUGGGGAAGCUAGAGAAUAUACCAAGCAAAUGGGCUCAAGAGAUAUUAAGCGAUGUCGACAACCUUACAGAAGAAAGAGUGGAUGAGGUGGUGAAUGAAUUUCUGAAAGACUUCAAAGAAGGAACCCUGGAAACCAAAGGAUGGCCCUUAUACUUUGGGGCAUAUAGAGUCUCAAAAGCAGCCAUGAAUGCAUACACAAGAAUAGUGGCAAAGAAGCAGCUGCCAAACAUGAAGGCGAAUUGCGUCUGUCCUGGUUAUGUCAAAACUGAUAUGAACUUUAACUCAGGCAUCCUGACAGUAGAAGAAGGUGCUGACAAGAUUAUGAAGCUUGUUGUUCUGCCUGAUGAUGGUCCUUCUGGUUUAUUUUUUGCUCGGGGAGAAGUGACAUCCUUCUAA
This is a messenger RNA of Oldenlandia corymbosa var. corymbosa, 1473 nucleotides long. The record is from the annotation of a GenBank genome assembly. Lineage: Eukaryota; Viridiplantae; Streptophyta; Magnoliopsida; Gentianales; Rubiaceae.